GGAGCAAAGUUGAAUGCAGAAAAAUCAAACGGUUUUUGGAUAGGAGCGUGGGCAACCACUCCAAAAUGCUUUGGUGGGAUUUCAUGGAAUCGCUGUCCUUUCAAAUACCUUGGUGUUCCUCUUGACCAAACUCGUUCCACUGAUCCAUAUUGGAGCACCGCCGUAACUAUAAUUAGACGUAAAUCGCAGGCAUGGAGGGCACGAGAAAUGUCAAUUUUCGCUAAAGCAGCCGUCUGUAACACCUUCUUAAUAUCCAAACUUAUGUAUGUUUUGCAAGUACUGCAUUGUAAUCGCUCUAAAAUUCAAGCUUUUCACCGAAUUUUCGCUACAUUUAUCUGGAGUUCUCCUUGGGAACGCAUGAAACGCGAUAAUUUAUUCUUGCCUUUGGACUCGGGAGGCCUGGGCCUGGCGCAUUUAUUUGUGCGCCAGCUGGUCUCAAGAUUGUUUUUCUUUAGGAAUUUAUCCCACCCGUUUCUUCUCAUGGCUGUUCAAAGAAAACUGGUUCACCAUUUACCCUUUCUUACCGUCUCUACUACAAGCUCUGCUCCAAGCGGCCUCUGGGGUUUCUGGAAAGAGGUAGUCGAUACCUUCUUGUUUUUAAAAGUCCGUUUUUCAUUAGACUAUAUUUUUGAAGUACCCAGAAAGCGGUUAGCACAAGCGUUGAUCGAAAGUUUUUUUCCCGCUCCGUUAUACAGAUCUAAGUUCGGUAACUGUGAAGGACAGGACGUUCUAAAACGUGUAAAGCGUAUGUCUGUAUCUCCAAGUACUGAAACGUUCAUGUUUAAACUACACACGUCAACGCUUCCAGUCAAAUGGUGGCUCCAGAGCCGCGGUUUCUUUGUGCCUUGGUCAAUUGACUGUCGUUUAUGCCACCAGCCGGAAACAAUAGAGCACUGUUUUAUUUACUGUACAGACGCGAUUUUCUUCUGGGAUGUGCUCCAAAGAACCCUAAGAAAAGAUAUUGACUUAACUGAUCACAGUAUUCGUUACUUAUACGUCCCGACUGAAACAAAUAUCCCUUAUGAUUUAUUUAUGCUGAUUGGUUUACACAGUCUCUGGAGAUGCCGGAUGAUCGACAGAAAUGCUGACAUUCCACGCACAACUAAAUCCAUAUUUCUGGAAGAAAUUGCAAAAGUUAGAAGUGUUUAUGAGGCCCACCCACCAGUGCCCGACUGGUUUCCUCUGUUUGAUGCUUGUCUAGGACUUCCUGAUUUUUAA
Ixodes scapularis (black-legged tick) is the source of this 1218-nucleotide messenger RNA. RefSeq lists its product as uncharacterized. The transcript has a single exon. NCBI's taxonomy places the organism in Eukaryota, Metazoa, Arthropoda, Arachnida, Ixodida, Ixodidae. The record is from RefSeq and is a predicted model, not a curated record. The annotation marks the transcript as partial.